AUGGAGCCAACUUUGGGUACGACUAAGAAUACACGGUUCACGCGUAUUUCGGUCUCCCCGGCUUGUACCGACUCGGACCAAGGGCAAGACCUAGAAGCUUUCCAGACACAAGACAAUGCUGUUAUUGAUACUGGAAUCGUCUCAGGAUCUCCACGAUGUCACCAGUCCAGCAAUUGUGCCACCUCGGUCUUUCUAUCUGUUCCAGACAAAUCGAUGACUAUUCGCCGGAACAACCACGUAAAGCUGCUCUCCGAGCAACAGCUCUCAGCAGGCGUGGUUCAGAAGACUCCAAAAAAUCCCAGAUCCAGGUCCGACGUGGAUGGCCCACACACGGCGGAGGUGGCCAAGAAAAGACGCCGGCUUAGUUGGAAUCAGACUACGAGUCCACUAUCAGAACCAUCAAGCACGCCGGGGUCAACCGACCUCUCGACUUAUGGUACGGCUGGUCGCAGCGAUACCGGACCACGCGGCUGGAAGCAAGCCAGGUUAUCGCAAGGUGCUUUAGCCCGACGGCAGAUAUUCCUCAGGGGUAUGCUGCAGCAGCGUACUGAGGUACAAGAAGCCGAUGAGCAACUUUUGGAAAGAAAGAAGCGAGGAAAUGAUGAUAUCAGUAGGGCGGGGGAAUCUGCGGUGAUUGACGCAGAUCCCCAUACCGAUGCGCUUGGCAUAGAAAGUUUGGCUUUUCCUGACGCAGGGAGCACACAAAUAUCGACUGACCCAGCUGCUGGUGUCAGUAAUAGUCAUAUCGAAAAGGGGACAUGGCAGCUGCGGCAGCCUGUCAGUACCAGUGUGUCUGCCUUGCACACGGAAAAGCCAUCCAACGGGGCGCCUAGCCAGAGACGAGCAGUCAGAGAUCCCGCUGCUCAUCUUGUUGCCGCCCGAGCCCAAAUUAUCUCCCGGCCGUUUGUUUCAGCCACGCGUCCAGUGCUUCUUUCCGGAUCAUGUCGGAACCCACUUGUUCUGUUUAGACCGAGGCAGCCGCUGGUAAGCAUCCAGAUGGCAACCUGGAGUGUACCACUGCCGUCAUUUCAUUCAUCGACCGGACCGCCAAACCCACAGGCCAACCUUGCAUCGACGAAGGGUGAAAUCGACUGUGAAGAAGAGGAGGACGAGAAUGAACUGGCUUUCCCAACAUUUAAGUACGAGAGUCGAUAUUUUGCCAGCGACUAUGAGGAAGACGGCAUGGAAAUAUUUGCUGAUUUUGCCGGAUUGUGGCCGCAGUCAGGGGACGGGCUGCAAACAGACAUGGAUGCUGAAUUCGAAGAAAUGGGUACAUUUGGUAUCAGUACGUUUGGGUGA
Pyricularia grisea is the source of this 1299-nucleotide messenger RNA. RefSeq lists its product as uncharacterized. The coding region runs from base 1 to 1299 and encodes 432 amino acids. The record is from RefSeq and is a predicted model, not a curated record. NCBI's taxonomy places the organism in Eukaryota, Fungi, Ascomycota, Sordariomycetes, Magnaporthales, Pyriculariaceae. The transcript has a single exon.